Ostreococcus tauri is the source of this 1242-nucleotide messenger RNA. RefSeq names its product tRNA 2-selenouridine synthase. The transcript has a single exon. The coding region runs from base 1 to 1242 and encodes 413 amino acids. Gene Ontology annotation, biological process: tRNA wobble uridine modification. The record is from RefSeq and is a predicted model, not a curated record. NCBI's taxonomy places the organism in Eukaryota, Viridiplantae, Chlorophyta, Mamiellophyceae, Mamiellales, Bathycoccaceae. Gene Ontology annotation, molecular function: tRNA 2-selenouridine synthase activity.
AUGGACGCCACCGCGCGCGCGCGCGCGUCCACGCGCCCGUCGUCGGCGCCGCCGCCACAGCCAAAACCUGUGAAGAAAGUCUCUCGCGCCCGCGCGCGCGUUACCCGUCGCUCGCUCGCGCUCGGAGCGUACCCGGAGGAAUUUCUCGACUUGGGACCUCGCAUACGAAAGGUGGUCCUGGACGACGACGCGUUCGACGCAUCGGCGUACGACUUCGUGUGUGACGCGCGGUCGCCAAGCGAGUACGCCGACGACCACGUUCCAGGAUCGAUAUCCACGCCCGUUCUGAGCGAUGAGCAGCGAGCCGAGGUGGGGACGAUGUACGUUCAGAUUGACCCGUUCGAGGCGAAGAAGCUCGGAGCGGCGCUGGUGUCGGAGAAUUUGGGAGGCAUCAUAAGGGAGAACUUUGCCGGCUGCGAAAAGGGAACGAAGAUAUUGGUGUACUGCUUUCGAGGGGGCGAUCGAUCGCUGAGUCUGGCGCACGUGCUGAGCAGGAUCGGAUUCGAGGUUUACUGGGCGCCCGGUGGGUACAAGCGCUAUCGCGCCGGGGUGUUGGAGUAUUUGAGAGGAAUGGACAGAUUUUCGUAUCACAUCAUAGCCGGAAAGACGGGGUGCGCUAAGGGUAAGUUGUUGGACGCUCUCGAGACUGCGGGGGCGCAGGUGAUCGAUUUAGAGGUGAUGGCGAACCAUCGAGGGUCGGUCUUGGGCGAGGAGCCAGGUACGCGCGAGCAGCCGAGUCAGAAGCUGUUCGAUUCGAGAAUUGCGGGCAAGGCGAGGAAGUUCGAUCCGUCUCGUCCGGUUUUCGUCGAAGGUGAGAGCUCAAUGAUCGGCAGAGUGCAAGUACCGAGCACGAUGUGGGGCGCAAUGCGUCGGGCCAAGGUGACGCAGCUAGAAAUUCCGAUGUCCGAGCGGGUGAAGUGGAUACGAGCGGGUUACAAACACUUUGAGACGACGGAAACGGAUCGUUUGCUCGAGUGCGUUGACGUGCUCGUAAAGCGUGUCGGCCACGAGCGCGUGAACGCGUGGAAAAAGUCGAUUCACGCAGGCGAAUGGAAUGAGUUUGUUCAGGACAUCUUAGAAAAUCAUUAUGACGCCGCGUAUGCCUCGGCGGCGGUUCGGUCUCGGCCGGAAGAGGCUGAAAACUCGACCCGUUUGUUCCUUCCCGACACAGCUGACUCAACGUACGCAGACGCCGCGGCGGCGUUGCUACGUGAUUACGAUCCGAACGGGUUGUGCGUGUAA